This is a messenger RNA of Mesorhabditis spiculigera, 606 nucleotides long. Lineage: Eukaryota; Metazoa; Nematoda; Chromadorea; Rhabditida; Rhabditidae. The record is from the annotation of a GenBank genome assembly.
AUGACGGCAAAACUUCGCGAACUCCUCCCCGGCGCCACCAUCCUCACGCCACACCAUCGUGGCCUCGCCCAGACCACCCAGCAGAUGCAUACACUCAUCGUCAGAAUAGAGAACAAAGAACCGGCAGUGAAAUCGAAGCUCGGCAAGUACACUGAUGGAAAUGUGGUACAGGUAAUGACGUCCUACGACGAGCUGGCAGUCGGUGUCGAUGGUCGUCUAUGUAUCCCGUGUAACGUCGAUGUCUCUGCCCUCCUUGAAUUCCUCCAACAAAGUGCUGGUGACGGGAAAUUGUUGCAAAAGCGGAUGCAGGAAGCUCGGCAAGAACUCGAAAAAGAAGCCGCACUUGUCGCCGGUGAGCUCGGGCUUCCGAUUUUGGACUGGGAGUCGAAUUUGCCGCUCGAUGCUGUGCUGAAGAGCGUCCGGAGGUUGCCGACGAUGGAUCCGCAGGCAAAGGACCUCAUCAAAGGCCUCCACGUCCGCCUCUCUACCAACACUACCGUCGCGAUCCAGGCCGUGAUCAUCUCCAUCUACGAUGAAACCAUGCAGGCGGGAGACUGCGAGACGGUGACUGAAAAUUUUGGCGAUUACCUCACGAGCGUUGGCGCU